Ostreobium quekettii is the source of this 381-nucleotide messenger RNA. The record is from the annotation of a GenBank genome assembly. NCBI's taxonomy places the organism in Eukaryota, Viridiplantae, Chlorophyta, Ulvophyceae, Bryopsidales, Ostreobiaceae.
AUGCAUUGUUGCCCUUUGCGAUGCCAAGUUGCUGCACAAACUCACAAGAGCACUCACCCUUCCAUCGUACAGAAGCCACUGGCACAGCAAACUGUGAUCCUGUCUGAUGAGGAAGCAUUGAUCAACCUUGCUUCUACACGGUUUGUAAGUUAUAUGGAUGUUGGACCCCAAAAAGCUGAGGGAACCUUGUCUUUAUUGUUGUCCUUCCAGGCAAACGUGUGGAUUGCAGUGUUCAGCUUCAUUGUGAAUUACGUUUUCACGAGUUAUUUCUAUGAGCUGCUUAGGGCAUCCAUUACUUUCCCUGCACAUUGGCUGAAUAAUGUGAGUGUUGUGGGCACACAACCAUCAGUUGUUCAUAUGACUGGAAGUGCAGCCCCUUGA